Zasmidium cellare ATCC 36951 is the source of this 1089-nucleotide messenger RNA. RefSeq lists its product as uncharacterized. Gene Ontology annotation, cellular component: cytosol. The record is from RefSeq and is a predicted model, not a curated record. The transcript has a single exon. The coding region runs from base 1 to 1089 and encodes 362 amino acids. Gene Ontology annotation, biological process: glycine biosynthetic process; L-threonine catabolic process. Gene Ontology annotation, molecular function: L-allo-threonine aldolase activity. Lineage: Eukaryota; Fungi; Ascomycota; Dothideomycetes; Mycosphaerellales; Mycosphaerellaceae.
AUGAACUUCGGAUCGGACAACUGGGCAGGUGCCCAUCCUGAGAUCGCAGCCGGUCUGACCCAGCACGCCGCUGGUUUCGCAAAGCCGUAUGGAGAAUCAGAUAUCGAUGCUACCAUCGAAGAAUCACUCAAAACCGCUUUCGAGCAUGAUCUAUCCGCCUUCUUCGUCGCAACCGGCACCGCCGCCAACUCCCUCGCGCUCACCGCUGUUUCGAAACCAGGCGGAAUCGUCUUCGCCCAUCGCGAGGCUCACAUCGUCGUUGAUGAAUGCGGCGCUCCAGAAUAUCUCUCUGGCCAGCUACGGAUAUGCCAGAUCGAUGGAGAGCAAGGAAAGAUGAACCCAAAGGCACUUCGAAAGGAAGUGGAGCGGAUUGCCUCUUACGACGUCCAUGGCGGCCGUCCCGUCGCCAUCAGCAUCACGAAUCCAACAGAAAGCGGCACAGUGUAUACGUUGGCCGAAAUCGACCAAAUAUCCGUCAUCGCCAAGGAGUUCCAUCUCCCCCUCCACAUGGAUGGCGCACGCUUUGCCAACGGCCUCGUCUCACAAGACUGUACCCCAGCGGAGAUGACCUGGAAACGCGGCGUCGACAUCCUCUCCUUCGGCGCCACCAAAAACGGCUGCUGGUGCGCCGAAGCCGUCCUUUUCUUCAACAAACCCCUCGCACAAGACUUCCGCUUCCUCCGCAAACGAGCCGCACAACUCUUCUCCAAAUCCCGUUUCGUCUCGGCACAAUUGGAAGCCUACCUCAAAGACGACCUCUGGCUGCAAAUCGCCCGCCACUCCAACUCCAUGUGUCGCGAAGUCGCCGCUCUGUUCGAGAAGCGAGAGGGUAUGCGAGUCGUGCGGACCCCGCAGGCGAAUGAGCUUUUCGUCGUCAUGAAGGCUGAGGAUGCGGAGAGGUUGGAGAAGGACGGUGUUGUGUUCUUGCAGUGGCCGGAGGCGGGGAUGGGAGAGGUUAAGAAAGGCGAGGUUGUGGGGAGGUUCGUGACGAGUUUCGCCACGACGGGGGAGAGUGUGAGGGCGCUGGGGAAGUGUCUUGGAGUCGAGGCUGGUAAAGGGACGGUCACCAAUGGUGUUAACGGACACUAA